AUGGAUCGCAGGCCUCAAUUGCCAGCGCUCAGUUACCUCGACGUGGACCAGGUGAAGCGCGAAGAAGACGCUUACCAGAACCACAACGCUGGCACGCCACAAAGUUUAUCGAAUACCAGCGCCGCUCCCAGCCCGACCUAUCAAUACCCUUCAGGACCACCUCCGCCCUACAGUCAUGCCCAUGGAGUGGCCCCUCCAGCACAGCAGCAUGCAAACGCAUGGACGGGUACGCAAUCAGGUGUGCACACCCCGCCCGAGAGUCGUCGCACCAGCGAGCAUGAGAAGGAAGCUGCCAAACAAGGCCCCAGGCAAUCACUGCCAUCGAUCUCGGAAGCGCUAGGCGUCGACAGCCAAACCGCCUUCGCAUCUGCACCUGCUGCUCCCGCGCCUCUGCAGUCGACACAUCUUCCUCUGCCGGCAUCUGGCCCGCCAACAUCUCCAUCUGCCUCAUCGAGACGAUCAUAUCCGAUGGAACCGCCUCCAGGCCACGCGAAUUCGUUCGCAAACAGCAGUAGCUAUUCGCAAUAUCCACAGUAUCGCUCGGAGCCAGCACAACGACAAUCGUAUCCUCCUCCCGCCGAGGCUACCCGUGCUCCUGCAGCCUACCCGCCCGUGCAGGACUCUAAGCCGGUGCUGCAUCAGCCCUCUGCUCAACCACAGUCCCGUUCACCACCCCCACCCACGAGCUUCUCACGUCCGCUGGAGUCCUCGCCAGCAUCUGAACACCCGCCAAAUCCUAGUGCGGGCUCCAUGGCCCCGCCGAGCAGCGUCCCAUAUGGCUACACGCCGUACCCACCCAGAUAUGCCGACCCUACGCCGCCUGCCAGUACAUCUUCCGGGCCCAUCUACCAGCCUUCCACGGUUUAUGGGACGCCGCAGACGACGUCAUCGUCCGGCUGGAAAGCUGAGAACACUGCUCGCUUUGACAGUCGGCAACCUGAGCAGGCUAAUUACGGUGAUAAUGUCAAACGUCAUCUGGACUUCUACGACUUGGGGCAAGCUUUGAACGAGAUAAGCAGCGUCAGCGGACACUUGGGCGAUUUCGCACGUCGAUACGGUGACCGGAUGCAUCAAACGCAGCGAGUAGGGCCUUCGCCGUCUACUUUACCAGGAAUUGUGGAAGUGGACGACAUGGUGGCUAAAUCACGUGCGCAGCUUGACUCUCUGCUCAAAAUACGAGAUGUGGUUUUGGCUCAGCAAGCGGUCUACGAACAGCAAGCAGCUGAUCAGCGCCUCCAACACAAAGCUUUUAGUGAGGGUCCGCAGCCACAGCCAGAUCUCCAUGCUCCAGAGAUGGACGAAAGUAAGGCUGGUGGGUUCGCAGGCGUUGACACCAAGAAGCGGAGAGGACGGGCUGCACCACCAGGUCGAUGCCACAGCUGUAACCGCGCCGAGACACCAGAAUGGCGACGAGGACCGGACGGGGCCAGGACUCUGUGCAAUGCUUGCGGCCUGCACUACGCGAAACUCACCAGGAAGAACAAUGGCGCCAACAAGAACACGAGCGUUGGCAACUCCAACCUGCGACCUAAAGAGAACAUGCCAUGA
Messenger RNA from Fulvia fulva, 1548 nucleotides. Its product is annotated as Biofilm regulator 1. Gene Ontology annotation, biological process: regulation of DNA-templated transcription. The record is from RefSeq and is a predicted model, not a curated record. Bases 1 to 1548 code for a protein of 515 amino acids. Lineage: Eukaryota; Fungi; Ascomycota; Dothideomycetes; Mycosphaerellales; Mycosphaerellaceae. The transcript is spliced from 3 exons. Gene Ontology annotation, molecular function: sequence-specific DNA binding; zinc ion binding.